Molecule: messenger RNA, 912 nt
Organism: Hipposideros armiger (great roundleaf bat)
Lineage: Eukaryota; Metazoa; Chordata; Mammalia; Chiroptera; Hipposideridae
Gene: UCN
Product: urocortin
Exons: 2
Coding region: 83-478 (131 amino acids)
Biological process (GO): negative regulation of feeding behavior
Cellular component (GO): extracellular region
Molecular function (GO): hormone activity
Source: RefSeq, a predicted model, not a curated record
AGCCCGCCCCGAGGGACAGAGACUGACUGGAGCUCCCUCCUGCACUGUGCAGACGCUCUCUGGCAACCUGGCUGGUGGCACCAUGAGGCUGGCGGGACGUGCGGCGUUGCUGACGGCGCUGCUGCUCCUGGCACAGCUGCGCCCGGGGAGCAGCCAGUGGAGCCCGAAGGAGGCGGCGGCGGCGGCGGCGGCGGCAGGGGUCCAGGACCCGAGUCUGCGCUGGAGUCCGGGAGCGCGGAACCAGGGCGGAGGGGCCCGAGCGCUCCUCUUGCUGCUGGCGGAGCGUUUCCCGCGCCGCGCGGGGCCAGGCCGAUGGGGAUCUGGGACCACAGGAGAGCGGCCGCGACGGGACGACCCUCCGCUGUCCAUUGACCUCACCUUCCACCUGCUGCGGACCCUGCUGGAGAUGGCACGGACGCAGAGCCAGCGCGAGCGCGCAGAGCAGAACCGCAUCAUAUUCGACUCGGUGGGCAAGUGAUCGGCGGGGCCUGGGGCGCGGAAAACCUCGACCCCUACCCCCACCCGGGAGCUGGGACCUGCGCAAGUGGAACUGACCCAGUCCCGCGGGGCUGGAGCGGCCCAGGGGUAUCCUGAGCACGCUCUGCGUUUCUAGUUUUUAAUAAAAGUGCUGAAGAGCUUUUGGUCUCUGUUGUGGGGGUGCGGGGAGCCUUCCGCAGCAGGGUGGGAACCCCUGGGAAUAUGGGGCCUCCCAGACCGGCGGGAGGGAACCAGUGUUGCAGGGGAAGCAACCUGGAGAACGGCUUUCAGCCAGGGUCCUGUGUCCCCAUUGUCUCCAAGUCCCCCGGGGAACUCAAGUCCUGACCCUUCCGCGCCACCCUUUGCCUUUGGCACUGGCUCAGGAAUCCGUGCCUAAUAUCAAGGAAGUGCCCAAUAGGGAUUCAAUUCACUUCC